Hydractinia symbiolongicarpus is the source of this 2313-nucleotide messenger RNA. RefSeq names its product brain-specific homeobox/POU domain protein 3-like. The transcript is spliced from 2 exons. NCBI's taxonomy places the organism in Eukaryota, Metazoa, Cnidaria, Hydrozoa, Anthoathecata, Hydractiniidae. The record is from RefSeq and is a predicted model, not a curated record. Gene Ontology annotation, biological process: regulation of transcription by RNA polymerase II. Gene Ontology annotation, molecular function: RNA polymerase II cis-regulatory region sequence-specific DNA binding; DNA-binding transcription factor activity, RNA polymerase II-specific. The coding region runs from base 757 to 1704 and encodes 315 amino acids.
UUUUGUUUUGUAUUAAUUUUGUAUUAUUCUUUCCUUUUCUCUGUAUUAUUAACAACGCUCUACAAAAAAAAUGCAUCAAUAUUUUAUAUGAAAGUUUACUGAUCAAUUUUUUUCUUUUAUUUAAAAUUAAAAUUUUGCAGCAACAUUCCUUGUGUUUUUAACGUUAAUGUUUGCUUGCUUUAAACGAGAGAAAAUAAAAAUUUUAAAGAAAAGAAAAAGGAAGAAGCAGCGGUUAAAUGUUCUCGAUAAAACUUGGCUACAAAAAGUUUUCUAUGUUUUUUAAAACUUUAGCUAGCUAGCUAUCUAAAAUAAAAAGAGAAUUUUUGUAGUUUUUUGAGCUAACUAAAAAAAGGUUUGUUUUUUUAAAGGAAGACAAAUGUUUGUUGUUCAUUGUUGUUAUAAAGAGAAAGUUUUCGAAGCAAUCUGGCUAACUUUGUUGUGAAAAUGGCCGUAGUCUGAUUGUAAGGGUCACAUAUGGUAUCUAGCCUAAAGUAUUAUAUUGUGCGUAAUUAGAAGCACAAAAGAUUUUUUGAAAUGAACAGAAGAAUAUACAAAAGAAAUUUGCACAAAACACGUUGUUACGCGACAAGUUCAAAAUUAAAAUAAAAAAAAACAACACAACACAAAAGGCAAUAUAUUCUACUUGAAAAUAUUGUGAAAAAGAAAAUUUUAUUUUAUUCAACCACAUUGUGAGAGCCGGACACGUCGUUUCGUUGUUCGACGGUUUAAAGUUCUAAUAUAUAACGUCAAACGGGAAUGAACAUGGAAGAUAUUAAAUCGCGUUUGCUAAUCGAAGAUAAUAAAAGCUUGGCCCACAAACUCGUAUCCGGCAUGUUUGAAAAUCUCGAUGAAAGCCAUCUAUUGUCCUCCCAAUUAGACUCGAUGGCAAAAUAUUUGCCAAAACAAGGCAGCGGGGCGUCAAAAAUGCCAACAGCCUUUUUACAUAGUUUACACGCAGCCAACCCAGACCCGCAAUACGACCCGCAUGAUAUAUUGGAUCAAAUUACCGCAACUUUACAACAACCAAAUGCUUCUGAAAAUUCUUACGACCACCAUCAAUCAGCGGUCACUACAAACGCUUCAAAUUACUCAAGCAGCCACCUUCUUUCACCCACAUCCACCUCGUUUUCGUCAUCUUUUAGUAAUGGGAACUUCAGUUCCUUCAACAAUACUUUUGCUGCAGCGGCAGCAGCUGCUGCUGCGGCCGCCGCACAGGUUGGACAAGAAAGCGAAUGCACUCCGAGAGAAUUAGAAUGGUUUGCUGAACGAUUUAAACAACGUCGCAUCAAACUGGGAGUAACGCAAGCUGAUGUCGGUGGUGCACUCGCUCAUCUUAAACUACCUGGAGUGGGCUCACUUAGUCAGUCAACGAUAUGUCGAUUCGAAUCUCUAACUUUGAGUCAUAACAACAUGAUGGCACUAAAGCCAGUGUUGUCCGCUUGGCUAGACGAGGCUGAGAGAGCUAAUCGAAUGAAAUCAAAAGACAGUGCGUUCUUACCAAACGCCGACAAAAAACGAAAACGCACUUCGAUAGGAGCAGCUGAAAAGCGUUCUUUAGAAGCAUAUUUUGCAAUGCAGCCUCGCCCUUCGAGUGACAAAAUCGCGGCCAUCGCUGAAAAAUUAGACUUGUCGAAAAACGUGGUCCGUGUUUGGUUUUGUAAUCAAAGGCAAAAGAAAAAGAGAAUGAAGUUUUCCGUUCAUUAAAAGAAAAUAUUUUUAAAACUUCUUUACUCCUUGUAUCUACUACAACUCAUUCUGACAAGCUAUAUUCAACAUUUUGAGAAUCUGUUGUAAGGAUGUCUCAUAAUGUUUAUUCUAAAUAAAGUUAGCUUUAAACUGAAAUUUUAUUGCUGUUUAUUAGGUUAGACAUAAGCAAGCAUGGAUUCGAGAUUUGGAGAAAAUAGUUUUACAAUACACUUGGUUUUUUAGAAAUUUUAGGAAUCAUUUUUUAGUUUAUUUUGUCCGUAUUUUUUGUCGUUUUUUUCUUUGACUUUUUUGUUAUAAUAUUAUUGUAAAUAACUUGUAAUAUAUACUUUUUAUUGCACAUUUCAAUGUUGUAAAAUGAUGUAUGAAAAACUUUUUAUUUGUAGAACGUCCAUAUUGCAAAAAAAUAAGUAAAUAUAAAAACAUUGGUUUUUUUGGUUUUCAAAAUGGCGGCGUAUUUUUUUUUGUAAUAUACAAUUCCAGCGUCGUCCUUGAAAAAAGAACACGUUCAAGAUUUUCUUGUGUGUGCAGGAAUGAUGUCUGUUGCUCAUUUUGUUUUGUAUUUGUAUGAUACGAAAAUAAACAGGGGGAAAUAAAUGUUUAACAUGA